Cuculus canorus (common cuckoo) is the source of this 2039-nucleotide messenger RNA. RefSeq names its product inverted formin 2. Gene Ontology annotation, biological process: actin cytoskeleton organization. Lineage: Eukaryota; Metazoa; Chordata; Aves; Cuculiformes; Cuculidae. The record is from RefSeq and is a predicted model, not a curated record. Gene Ontology annotation, molecular function: actin binding; small GTPase binding.
AGGGCUCUGGGUCUCCCCCUGGAGCCCCUCUCCGGGCAGGCACACCCUCCCCGCGGGGCCGUCCCGGACCCCCGCGCUCCGCCCCGGAACCGCUGAGCCCCGCGGGGUUUUCUCGCUCGGGAGGAGUUGAAGUGCAUCCCUCCCGCUUACCGGGAUUGCAGCUCGGCUGAGCAUCCUCGCCCCGGUCCCUGCCGGUGAGCUGGGGUGGGCACCGAGGGAGGAAAGACCCUGCUGGGGAUGCCGGGGCUGCAGAGAGGCGCUGGCUGAGCGGAUUGCAGGACAAACCAUUCACAAUGUCAAUCAAAAAAGAAGAUGCCCACAAGCAGUGGGCUGCCCUGAAGGAGAAACUAGGGCCCCAAGACAGUGACCAGUCAGAAGCUAACCUGGAAAAUACAGAGCCAGAGCUGUGCAUCCAUCUUUUGCAAAUGCCAUAGCUGGUGAACUGCUCUGGGCUGAAGAAGUGGCUGGAGAACAGUGAUGAUGGCUGGAUGGUCCAGUACCUGGAACUGUGCAGGCUGGACCUCCUCCGAGGACAGGCCAGGAUUUCUGAUGCCUUGAUUCAGCUCACCUGCAUUAACUGUGUGCAAGCAGUCAUGAACCCCAACAAAGGCAUUGAGUACAUUGUUAGCAACGAGGGCUACGUCAGAAAACUCUUCUAAGCAUUUGACACAACUAACAUCAUGGUCAAAAAGCAAGUAUUUGAGCUCCUGUUUGCUCUGUGCGUUUACUCAUCAGAUGGCCAUGCUUUGGCUUUGGAUGCACUGGAUCAUUACAAAGCAAGUGUUGGGCUACAGCAGGAGGUGAGCUGCUCUCCAGUAUCUGUCCAGCUGCUGUCCAUCCUUCAGAGCCUGCUGCACUUGGAACCAUCUCAUCACUCCAGCCUGUUCCUGUGGGAGUCCUUGGAUGCGGUGUCCAAGGGAACACAGUUGAGGAAGUCAUUGGGAGGUUGCUGUCUAUCAAGAAACAUCCAAACAAGCAAAAGCGAGCUGAAAACCAUUUGUCUGGGAGUGCAAAUGGAGGCAUCCAGUACACCUCCAGCGCCACUAGUGCCUGGUAUUUCUCCACCCCCACCCCUAUUGCCUAACACAGAGGGUAUCCCACCCCCUCCACCUCCUUUACCUGGCAUGGGUGGCAUCCCACCCCCUCCACCUCUCCUGCCCGGCUUAGUAGGAGAUCAUAUAGAAGCUGUGGUGGCUUCCCAGUUCAGCUGCUCUCUUGGCUCAAGCAGGCCUCCCCACAGGACAGUGAAGACACCAACGUUGAGAAUGAAAAAGCUGAACUGGCAGAAGCAGCCCACCAAUGUGGUAAGAGAAAGUCACUCAAUGUGGGCUUCAGUGAGCAGCAUCAGUGAGGAAACCGUAGAGCUCAAUUACACAAGCACAGAGCAGCUGUUUUCCUUUCCACAACCAACCCCCAAGGAGAAAAUGGCCACACCAGUGAAGACAGAACCAAAGGAGAUCACAUUUUUGGACUCCAAGAAAAGUCUCAAUUUGAACAUAUUUUUGAAGCAAUUUAAAUGCUCUAAUGAAGAGAUUGCUGUCCUGAUUCAGAAAGGAGAUAGCUCCAAGUUGGAUGUUGAGUUACUGAAGCAGCUACUUAAACUGCUGCCUGAAGACCCUGGGAUAAACAGCUUGAAAUCUUGCAAAGGAGAAAAAUCAGAACUAGCAAAUGCCAAUCACUUUUAUCUCCACCUCUUGGAAGUUCCUAUCUACCAGUUGUGGAUUGAAUGUAUGCUGAGUUUUGAGGAAACAAAAAUUCUGCUGGAGUGUCUGUGGCCAAAAGCACAAGCCAUCAGGACAGCCUGCGAAACACUUCUUAACAGUCAUCAUCUGCCAGUUUUCUGCCAAUUGAGUCUUAAAGUGGGAAAAUUUCUGAACUAUGGGCAUCACACUGGAGAUGCUGAAGGUUUUAAAAUUAACGCCUUGCUCAGACUAACUGAAACAAAAGCAGACCAAAGUCACAUUACUCUGCUUCACCAUAUUUUGGAGGAGGCUGAAAAAAACCCAUACAAAUCUGUGGCAGCUUCCCAGAGAUCUUGA